UCCGUCGCCGGAAACGGAAACGUGCCGGCGGACCGGCUUAAGCCGCGCCACGUGACCGAAUCGAACCAAUAGACAUCGGCCAUUUUACCACCCCAUUCCUGUGGUAAUUUCUCCAAGAAAAGCGUGCAAACUUUCCAGCGUACAAUCCGUUUUACCGGCACCGAACGAUCGCGGCAUGGGUAAAGAAAAGACUCACAUCAACAUCGUCGUGAUCGGCCACGUAGAUUCUGGCAAGUCGACUACGACCGGCCAUUUGAUCUACAAAUGCGGCGGCAUCGACAAGCGGACGAUCGAAAAGUUCGAGAAGGAGGCCCAGGAGAUGGGCAAGGGCUCCUUCAAGUACGCGUGGGUCCUCGACAAGCUAAAGGCGGAACGCGAGCGCGGCAUCACGAUCGACAUCGCGCUCUGGAAAUUCGAAACGGCCAAGUACUACGUGACGAUCAUCGAUGCUCCGGGGCACCGGGACUUUAUCAAAAACAUGAUCACCGGCACGUCGCAGGCCGACUGCGCGGUCUUGAUCGUCGCGGCGGGCACCGGCGAAUUCGAGGCGGGCAUCUCGAAGAACGGCCAGACUAGGGAACACGCACUGCUAGCGUUCACCCUCGGCGUGAAGCAACUGAUCGUAGGCGUCAACAAGAUGGACUCUACCGAGCCGCCGUACAGCGAGCCCCGUUUCGAGGAAAUCAAGAAGGAGGUGUCGUCGUACAUCAAAAAAAUCGGCUACAACCCGGCCGCGGUCGCUUUCGUGCCCAUCUCCGGCUGGCACGGCGAUAACAUGCUCGAACCGUCUACAAAAAUGCCGUGGUUCAAGGGAUGGAACGUCGAUCGUAAAGAGGGCAAAGCGGAAGGCAAAACCCUGAUCGAGGCGUUGGACGCGAUCCUGCCGCCUUCCAGGCCUACCGACAAACCUCUCCGUCUACCUCUACAGGAUGUUUACAAAAUAGGAGGCAUCGGUACCGUGCCCGUGGGCCGCGUGGAGACCGGAGUGCUGAAGCCGGGCAUGGUUGUGGUAUUCGCGCCGGCCAACAUCACCACCGAAGUGAAAUCGGUCGAAAUGCACCACGAGGCGCUCCAGGAGGCGGUGCCCGGUGACAACGUCGGUUUCAACGUGAAAAACGUCUCAGUGAAAGAGCUGAGACGCGGCUACGUCGCCGGUGACUCGAAAAAUAACCCCCCCAAAGCGGCCGCCGAUUUCCUCUCCCAGGUGAUCGUUCUGAACCACCCGGGGCAGAUCUCCAACGGGUAUACGCCGGUGCUCGACUGUCACACUGCCCACAUCGCGUGUAAAUUCGCCGAGAUCAAGGAGAAAGUGGACAGACGUUCGGGCAAGACGACCGAGGAGAACCCCAAGGCCAUAAAGUCUGGGGACGCCGCCAUAGUCACCCUGGUGCCGACGAAACCGAUGUGCGUCGAGUCGUUCCAGGAGUUCCCGCCGCUUGGGAGAUUCGCCGUGCGCGAUAUGAGGCAGACGGUCGCCGUCGGCGUCAUCAAGAACGUCAACUUCAAGGAGUCCGGCGCGGGCAAAGUGACGAAAGCCGCGGAGAAGGCGGCCAAGAAGAAGUAGUUGUUCGGGCGCCCGCCCGCCGCCCGAUUUUAUAAUGUAACCGCUAUUAUAAUUAUUAUUAUUAUUAUAUUCCCUAGAUGCUUAACGAGAUUAUCCGAGCCGGACGGCUUUUUAUUUUCGUUCCGUUUGUUUUCCGUUCCGAUGUGCGUCGUGUAAUACAAAUAGUACGCUGAUUAAUA
Molecule: messenger RNA, 1743 nt
Organism: Cylas formicarius (sweet potato weevil)
Lineage: Eukaryota; Metazoa; Arthropoda; Insecta; Coleoptera; Brentidae
Product: elongation factor 1-alpha
Exons: 1
Coding region: 176-1564 (462 amino acids)
Biological process (GO): translation; translational elongation
Molecular function (GO): GTP binding; translation elongation factor activity; GTPase activity
Source: RefSeq, a predicted model, not a curated record